AUAUUUUAAAUUGUGCGUUACAUCGACUGCACGUGUUAUGAGGCUGAACUUCAAGUUCAAAAAUCUUUUUGGAACAGCCUACAAGUGUGGAUCCAUUGUUUUUACGAACAAUGGUUUGGGUCUUUUGAGCCCAGUUGGCAACCAGAUAACAGUUUUUGAUCUUAAGAAAGAUGAAGUAGCAUCUGUUGAUAUUUCCUCGUUCCACGAUGUGCACCACUUGGCGUUGUCUCCUUCAAUACCUCUUCUAGUCGCUAUUAAUGAGGUUGGUGAUGCGUCUUUAUGCUCACUCUCCACAGGAGCCGUGAUAUCUGUGUAUCCUUUCAAGGGAGUAGUCUUGGCUGUUUCCUUCAGCCCAGAUGGAAAGUUCUUGGCUGUCGCAAAAGGUAAUAAUGUGAUGCUUUUCUUCGCACCCUCUCCAAACCGCCAGUUUAAUCAUUUGGAACUCUAUCGCGUGUUUUACGGCUUUACGGAUAACGUUACUUGUAUUGAUUGGUCGCGUGAUUCUAGGUUUUUCAUUGCUGGAUCAGUCGAUUCCACUAUCCGGUUAUUCUCUGUGUACAAUAUACCCAAAAUAUUCGUCUACACACUAGCUGGACACAAAAACCCUAUUAUGGGGGCAUUCAUACUUCAUAACUUUGUAAAUAUAUUAACAGUCAGCUCUGAUGGCGUAUUAUGUUUCUGGGAGGCAAACGUUUCUCUUGAUCAGCUGAAGAGCAUUGAUGACUCAAAACCUGUCUCAUUGUUUAGGAUCAGCAAUAGAUACCGUUAUACAAACUCUAACGAAGUGCAAAUCAACGAUCCCGUUAGCGCAGUGGCAUUUCAUAAAGAUUUAAAAAUGCUUGCAACUGGGUUUGAAUCAGGGUUACUUUUACUACAUACAUUUCCAGACUUCAUAAUAAUCAGUGAAGUAAAUCUAUUCACUAACAGUAUAAGCAGUCUAGCGAUUAACCGUAAUGGUGAUUGGAUUGGUGCAGGUUCAGAGCUAUUCGGACAAAUUGCUGUUUGGGAAUGGAGAUCGCAAUCCUGCUACCUACGCGCUGAUUCCCACUCUAAGGAAAUGACUAGUUUGGCGUACUCUCCUGAUGGUUUACAUUUGGUAACUGGGGGUUAUGAUAACAAAGUGAAAGUUUGGCGUAUAUCUGGUGGCAGGUGUGUUGUAACCUUUACUGAGCACACAGCUGGUGUUACUGGAGUUGCAUUCCCAGCUCAAAAUUCCAAAGUCGUUUUGUCAGCCAGUUUGGAUGGGACCGUUCGCGCUCAUGAUUUGAUUCGCUACAGGAAUUUCCGUACAUUCACUGUGCCUACUCGUCGCGUUCAGUUCUCGUCGUUGGCUGUUGAUACGCGUGGCUCUCUUGUUGCUGCUGGAGGUCUGGAUACUUUUGAAGCUUAUGUAUGGUCAGUUAAGACAGGUCAGCUGUUGACUACCUUAACGGGGCAUACUUCUCCCAUUAGUGCACUAGCAUUUAAUCCUACCAUUUCUGGUAUUGAUAUCGAAUUGGCUACUGUUAGUUGGGAUUGUACGCUUCGAUUAUGGGAUGUUACAGGCAAUUCGACUGAUGAAAAUAAUUUAUCUAGUAUGGGUCUUACAAAAGAGGUUGUUAAUUUUUCAUGUGAUGCUUUAUACGUUGUAUAUCGAGCUGAUGGUAAGCAGCUGGCUAUUUCCCUUUUAAACGGAAACAUAGUUUUCUAUGACCCUAACGAAGGGGUUGAAAUGGGAACCAUAGAUGGUCAUCGGGAUCUUGGGGUAGCACAGACUAGUGAGGAAGACUUAGUUACCCCACGUAGAGCAGCCGAAUCUAAGAAAUUCCAAACUAUAGCUUAUUCUGUCGACGGUGAACAUUUAAUAGCAGGUGGAGAUUCAAAAUACAUAUGUCUCUAUUCUGUUCCUGAUAAAUUAUUAAUUAAACGAUUUGAAGUCACAUGUAAUCUUUCACUAGCUGGAGUUCAAGAGAUACACGAUCGACGUAACUAUUUACAUCGUUUCAGUAUGGAAACAAUGAACGCCAAAGAAGCACAACGUCCUAGUUUGCGAAUCCCAUCAAGCAUUAAGGGUGAAGAUCGUAGUCGACGCCAAUGGAGACCUGAAGUGAGAGUUUCUGCAGUUGAAUUUUCACCUACAGGUGAUUCAUUCGCAACUGCCACUACAGAAGGUAUUCUUGUAUAUUCCUUACCAUCUGCUGGAACAGGAUAUGGCAUAAGUAGUAUUUUUGGUACUUCAAGCUGUAGUGAUAGUGGUUGGUUGUUUGAUACAUUAGGUAUUGAUGAACAAACCACUCCAUCAAACGCUCGUAGUGCACUCAUUCAAGGUAGACAUGCAGAGGCAUUGGACAUGGCUAUUCGGUUGCAAUCGCAUGAACUUGUUGAGGAAGUUAUUGAAUCAAUUCCCGUUGACCAAAUUGACUUUUUAGCCCGUCAACUCCCUAUCAAUCAAAUUGCACAUUAUCUCAUCUCUUUUCUUGCUCGUCAGUUGAGUGGCCGAUCACGUCAUGUUGAGUUAUAUGUACGCUGGACACACUCUAUACUCCGUUCUCAUGCGUUGAACUUGCGAAGAAUAGCUGCUAAUUCAGCUUUAUCUGAAUGUACGAAUUCUAAGGAGUCAAGAAAUCUUCCGAAUAACGAAUCAAUAGACAACAAAAAGGAACUUUGUAAUCCAGGUUUUUUAACUUUACAAGGUGAAUGGGCAACUUGCCAAGCAAACUUAGUUCGCUUACAGGCUAGUCUGAAUCAUGUUAAGUCUAGUGUAAUCAAACAUUGCGAAAAUGUGGACAAUUUGUGGAAUUAUUACGAAGGUUUAUUCAAAUUGUAUCACGAAAAGGAUGAUAAUAAUGUACAAAGUGAAAAUAUCAUGGACUAUAGUUCGAGCUAAUUAGUUUCAGAUUGUACUUAUUCACUCUUACGUUAUGUAAAGUGCGUGUAUUUAUAAUUAAUAUAACUCGAUUUAUUGACAAUAUAAUCACAUCUUUGUUCGUAGAUUAUCCAUUUAUCGUGAAUUGUAUCUUCAUAACAUACUCAUAAUCAAAAUGUUUGUAAAUACAAGUUCUUUCAG
Schistosoma margrebowiei is the source of this 3046-nucleotide messenger RNA. The record is from the annotation of a GenBank genome assembly. Lineage: Eukaryota; Metazoa; Platyhelminthes; Trematoda; Strigeidida; Schistosomatidae.